Messenger RNA from Fraxinus pennsylvanica, 1257 nucleotides. The record is from the annotation of a GenBank genome assembly. NCBI's taxonomy places the organism in Eukaryota, Viridiplantae, Streptophyta, Magnoliopsida, Lamiales, Oleaceae.
AUGGAAAAAUUUCUGUUCCACAAGAUUUCUGCUUCUCUUUUUCUUCUGUUUCUCUUUCACUUUUCUUCUAUUUUCUCUCUGGCCUCGGGUUAUGUUUUGCCUGAAAAGUACUUCAUCAACUGCGGUUCAGCUUCUAGCUUCAUGUUCGCCGGUCAGACCUUCAUUGGCGAUGAGAAUCCCAGCACUUUCACCUUGUCCUCCCACAAAAUCAGCACAAUUAAUAAAGACCCUACUUCAGCUAAGGAUCUCUAUCAAAGUGCCAGAAUUUUCAAGAAACCAUCUUGGUAUGAGCUAGAUGAAGUCCAAAAUGGCACCUAUAUGGUACGUUUCCAUUUCUUUCCCUUUUCCUCGGAGGAAAAUCUCUUCGACGCUCAAUUCAAUAUUUUGGCUUCUGGGUUUUCUCUUUUAUCGAAUUUCAGUGUCAAAAACGGCAGUAGUUUACCGGUCAUCAAAGAGUUCUUCCUCAAUAUUAAUACCUCUGGAAAGUUAAAGAUUCAUUUCUUACCCCAGAAUUCUCUUGCUUUUGUCAAUGCGAUUGAAUUUUUUCUUACCCCAUUUAAGUUCAUUCCUGAUUAUAUAACUCCAGAAGGAAACGCGACAGACUACAAGAGUCCGUUGUCUAGCCCCUUACGUGUAAUUCAUAGGAUUAACGUUGGCGGAUCAAAUAUUAUGCCAAAUAAUGACACCCUGUUGAGGAGUUGGAUACCUGAUGAUGCUUAUUUGUUCAACAAGGAUUCGGCAAUAAACAAAUUUUCUACCGAUAGCCCUAUAGACUACGUGACUGGAGAAGCCACCACGUUUGACGCCCCUGAUUUUGUUUACAAGACUGCCAAACUAAUGAACACAAGUGAAAGUAGGCCAAACAAUAAUUUCAACAUUUCAUGGAAUUUCGAUGUGAAGAAAAGAGCUACACACUUUGUUCGGGUUCAUUUCUGUGACAUUGUUCCCCAAACCUCAAACGAACGCCUCGAAUUCAAUCUCUCUAUCUAUGGUAAUUUCGGUACUGGAAUAAAUCCAUUUUACAGUACUGGAAGAAAUGCUGCUCCUUUCCUCGUUGAUAUUGUAGUUGAUUCGGAUGAUUCUGGUUUUAUGAAAAUCAGUAUUGGGCCUCCAAGUGAUUCACGUCAUAAAAUAUCCUUUCUAAAUGGAGUUGAAAUCAUGGAGCUUGUCAAGGACACGGGUUCGGCUCCAGAGGACGAUACAAAAAAAGGCUCGUUUACAAUCAUUGGUUCAUGUAUAGGAGGUGUCCUUGUCUGA